This is a messenger RNA of Prunus avium (sweet cherry), 1997 nucleotides long. Its product is annotated as Carbohydrate-binding-like fold. Gene Ontology annotation, molecular function: starch binding. Gene Ontology annotation, cellular component: membrane. The record is from RefSeq and is a predicted model, not a curated record. Lineage: Eukaryota; Viridiplantae; Streptophyta; Magnoliopsida; Rosales; Rosaceae.
AGAGAAAAAGUGAUAGAGACCCAUACCAGCAAACAAAAACUUCUCUCUUUACCUCCUCUCUCUCUCUCUCUCUCUCUCUCUGGAAAUCGAAAGCAACCAACUUUGAUUACAAUUCGAGUUGUUUCAGUGACCGAGUUAUGAAGACCCUGGUGAGCCCGAGUUCGAGGGUGGUCGUUGACAAGUACUGGGACAGAGAGAAGAAUGCCUUUGUUCAGAGGCUUGAAGCUUGUUUUCUUAGGCCUAAGAGAAGUGUGGAUUUUCGGUUCUUGAAUUUGGUGUGUUUUCUGCAACAGAGCAAGCCUGUCAAGCCAGUCAUUUGUCUCUCAUCAAAAACCCAGACUGAAUUGGAGGUGACAGAUGAUCAAAUCCAAGAAACACAUCAUACAAAAACUAUUCAUGUCAAAUUCCAGUUGCAGAAAGAGUGCUCGUUUGGGCAGCAGUUCCUCAUAGUAGGGGAUGAUCCUAUGUUCGGUUUGUGGGACCCUUCAAGUGCAAUACCGAUGAAUUGGUCAGAUGGGAAUGUGUGGACUGUUGAGCUGGAUAUACCAGUUGGGAAAUCGGUCCAGUUCAAGUUCAUACUAAAAGAAAUCACAGGGAAUAUCUUGUGGCAGCCUGGCCCAGAUCGAAUUUUCCAGACCUGGGAAACGAAGAACACAAUCACUGUUUGUGAAGAUUGGGCAGAUGCUGAACUUCAGAAAAUAAUAGAGGAAAAUCAAGCUAAUCAAAGUGUUGGUUCUAAUGUUAACUCAGAUAUGUCCAUUGUAGCUGAGAACCUGACUCUUCCAGAGGAACUGGCUUUGAAUAUCACCAAGGAACCAACCAUUGCUGAUAGUAGCACUGAUCCAGCAGAGAAACCAUUGGCGGAACCAUGGAAGGAACAAAUUGUUGCUGAUAAAGUUUCUCCUUCACAAGAGGAACCCAAAACUACUGUUGCAGAGAAUAUAACCCCAAAAUGGCCAAAGUCAUAUAUGGAACCAUGCGGUGAACAAAUUGCUGCAAGAACUAAAGUGGUUGACGAAGAGAGAGUUAUUUUUCCAAAUGAGGACUAUGCAGCCAUCUCCAAUAAGGAGUUGUUGGUGGCAGACAACAUUUUUGGCAAUAAUGGCAGAGCUGCAACAGUAAGGAACCUUUCAAGCACUCACAUUGAGGGAAGCCUAAUCAACUCUGAAGAAGGUCAUGUUCUGGUACCUGGCUUGACUCCUUCACCAGCUAUUCCAACUGAAGAAGCAAAGAAAGAGAAAGUUGAGAAACAGAUGUCUUUUGAUGAUGGCUCAGUUGGAGCCUUCGAAGCUAAGGAUCUUAAGAUGCCAGAGAUUCAGCUAGACUUGAAGCAAGAGCCAUACAGUGACCCACCGCAAGCAGAAACAACUGCUAUCAUCAAGGAUAAUGUACAGAGUUUCGACAAUGAACUUGAGCAAAGCCCUGCUAAAAAUGCAGAACAUUCCAACUCAGAGUCAGCCAACGGUAGUGUCUUGCACAAUGACCCACCUCAAGAAGAAACAAAUGCCAUGAUCAACAAUAACGAAGAGAAGUCUGAUGACGAUCAACUCAACCAAAUGCAUCACCCUGCUAAAUGGGCAGACCAGUCUGACUCAGAGCCAAUCAACAAUAAUGUCUUGGACAAUGACGUACAAUGGGGUCGUAAAAUGCUGCAGAAAUUUCUGAAUAAUUUCCGAUUGCUUUAGUACCAUCGACCUUGUAGAAAACCUGGGAAGGAAUUUCUUGAAUCCAUUUAAGGCUGUGACUCUCCUGCUUUGUUGCUGAAGUUUUCUGGUGGCCCACAAAGAGGACAGGGGAGAGGGUAGCAAUUAUUGUAUAUGGUAGUACAUAUGAACUUGGUUGUUUUCAAACUAGUAGUAUUGCUGCUUUCUUAGGAUGUAAGAGUGCUCUCAGGUUUUUGUAUUCUUUUGGUCUGUCAUAUGCAUACCAGGACAUACCCCAUUCUGUCAUGAUACGUGGGGGGAGAAUUUCUACCAAAUACAACAAAGUUUUGUAAA